AUGGAAGGCACUUGGAAGAAAUUAACGAAUAAAAGUGAUGUGUAUACAUCAACAGCAGUGCAUGCCGGUACCGAUAUCGAUGGAUCUCCAACCUAUGUGGCACGAGCCCCAUUCACCAAUCAGAUAAUUCCGGGUAAACUUGUUGUAAGACAAGACGGGACGUUAUACUUUUUCUACUGUUAUGGCGGUAUAGAAUUUCUUGUCGACAAUAAGUUGGUUGAAUUUUUGGUUAACGAUGGAUACUGUUGGGAAAAGGAUCAACGUAAAAAUGGGGAAGUACCAGCCAACGCUAUUAUUGGUGGAAAAGGCGUCUAUAAUAUGUCCCAUUACAUUGGACGUGCUUAUCACGAAAGGGUAUGGAUUCCAGGAAAAAUUGAUGGACUUAAUAAAUGUUUAUUCGUGCCGUUUGAUUCCGAGGAACAUAGGAAAGAUGAGUAUUACGUUCUUGUCAAGCCAGACACAGAAGCAUAUGGCAGGAAUUCAUCGGGUGGAUGUUUUAAAUCUACCGGACGAAAAAUUAAUAUUAAAAACUUUGCUUUAUUCAAAAUUAACUAA
This is a messenger RNA of Bradysia coprophila, 555 nucleotides long. Its product is annotated as pfs47 receptor-like. The record is from RefSeq and is a predicted model, not a curated record. Lineage: Eukaryota; Metazoa; Arthropoda; Insecta; Diptera; Sciaridae.